UUCGAGACCAUUGAUGUUGAGCGUCUUGUAGAAUUGCUGGCCAGUUUCGGAGUCCAGUGGCAUGAUCUGAGCAAGGAUUCACUGAAGGAGCUGCUCAAGUCUUUGGAGGAACAGGAGGAAGCGUCUGAAGAGAAAUCAGCUGAGGAGGAUGAUGCUGAUCAAGCUGCGCUGGGUUAAAGACGCUUUUGAAUGUCUGGACGCUCGUGCUUUAUUAUGAACUUCUCUGCAAAACUAGUCUCACAUAUUUAAGCAGAAACCUUUAGAUCAAAAAAGCACAAAUACAGUCAGCUGUAGUUUGUCUAAUAUGUCUGUCCACUAACAACGCUAUCUGGUUACAGUCUUCCUAAUUUAGGAAACACGUGCUAUAUGAACUCCGUCAUUCAGUGCCUCCUCAGCGUUUCUCCCUUUCGGGAAGAUUUGCUCUCGCAGCAGGAGAAUCACACAGACAGCGCCACGCUGCUCAGAGCGUUAACUGACCUGCACAUGAGCCGGAUGGACAGCAGUGACUCUGAUCUGAAGGAAACACACUUGGCUAAAGUUAAAAGCUACAUAGAAAGUCACUUUCCAGUUUUCAAGGGACGCUGUCAGCAGGAUGCACACGAGUUCUUCAUGGCUUGUCUGUCCCGUCUAAAAGAGGAAAGCAUGAGCUUGAGAUCGUCUCAUCCCAUACACUUGCCCCGUGUCCAGUAUGGAGUUCAAGCUCAGAAGCGAGCGCACCUGCAACAGGAAGAAGCUCCAGUCGUCAUCAGCUCACAGUACAGACUGUAUUUGGUCAGCUGCUUUGGGAUAAAAACUCUGAACUCCUCCUCACUCUUGUUUCUGCAGCUGAGCAGCGUUUGGUGA
Messenger RNA from Onychostoma macrolepis, 843 nucleotides. Its product is annotated as ubiquitin carboxyl-terminal hydrolase 37-like. The transcript has 5 exons. Gene Ontology annotation, cellular component: extrinsic component of endosome membrane; midbody; extrinsic component of plasma membrane. Gene Ontology annotation, biological process: protein K48-linked deubiquitination; endosome organization; protein K63-linked deubiquitination. The coding region runs from base 367 to 843 and encodes 158 amino acids. Lineage: Eukaryota; Metazoa; Chordata; Actinopteri; Cypriniformes; Cyprinidae. Gene Ontology annotation, molecular function: cysteine-type deubiquitinase activity. The record is from RefSeq and is a predicted model, not a curated record.